Molecule: messenger RNA, 1707 nt
Organism: Kluyveromyces lactis
Lineage: Eukaryota; Fungi; Ascomycota; Saccharomycetes; Saccharomycetales; Saccharomycetaceae
Gene: AGP2
Product: Agp2p
Exons: 1
Coding region: 1-1707 (568 amino acids)
Biological process (GO): amino acid transmembrane transport
Cellular component (GO): membrane
Molecular function (GO): amino acid transmembrane transporter activity
Source: RefSeq, a predicted model, not a curated record
AUGACCAAUAACUAUAUACGUUUAGACCAAGAGGGAAGUAGUGUAAUUAAGGGAUUGAUGCCAGGGUCUAUAUCUUCGUCAUCAAAGAAAAAAGUUCAAGAGUCAGAAGAGAUAGUCAUAUCUUCUGAUGAUAACAGCAGUUAUUUCAACAACUCUACGUCGAGAAAACUUCAGAAUCGUCAUGUGCAACUUAUAGGUAUAUCAGGUGUCAUUGGGACAGCGUUGUUUGUCAGUAUCGGUAAGGCGUUAUACCGUGGUGGACCGGUAUCGUUAAUUCUUGGAUUUUCGUUAUGGUGUAUUCCGAUUCUCUGUAUUACAGUCAGCACAGCAGAGAUGGUUUGUUAUUUACCAAUCUCUUCUCCGUUCUUGAGGAUGGCCAAGAGAUGUUGCAAUGAUUCGUUAGCUGUUACUGCGGGGUGGAAUUUCUGGUUUCUUGAGUGUGUUCAAAUCCCUUUUGAGAUUGUUGCGGUCAAUACCAUUCUGCAUUAUUGGAGAGAUGAUUUCUCUCCAGCUAUCCCAUUAUGUGUACAAGUUCUGCUUUAUAUUGGAAUAUCGUUAUUCGCAGUAAGGUGCUACGGUGAGACAGAAGCAUUUUUGGCUAGUUUUAAGAUUUUAUUAGCUAUUGGAUUGUUUCUGUUUACGUUCAUUACAAUGCUUGGUGGGAACCCGAAGCACGACAGAUAUGGCUUCCGUUAUAUUACAGAUACCAAAUUUAAGCAAUAUUUCCCCAACAAUGAAGGGUCGUCUUCGAUGGGUUAUUUCCAAGGUUUCCUUGCAUGUGUCAUCCAAGCGAGUUUUACUAUCGCAGGUCCCGAUUAUGUUGCCAUGAUUGCUGGUGAAUGUAAACUUCCCAGAAAAGUUUUGCCAGUUGCUUUCAAGCAAGUUUUCAUUAGGUUAACAGUACUAUUCCUCGGUGGGUGUUUAUGUGUUGGUAUUGUAUGCUCAAGUAACGAUCCAAACCUAACAGCUGUCAUCAACAAUCCAAGGCCAGGAGCUGGGUCUUCACCUUAUGUCAUCGCAAUGAACAACUUGGGUAUCAAAGUACUACCAGAUGUUGUUAACGCUGCAUUAGUAACUGCCGCAUUUUCUGCAGGUAACGCAUAUACUUAUUGUUCUUCUAGAACACUUUACGGAUUGUCCUUGGACGGAUAUGCUCCAAAACUUUUCCAAUACUGUACAAAGAGUGGGGUUCCAAUCAAUGCCGUUCUUGUGUCUUUAGCGUGGGCAUUCAUAAGUUUACUACAAUUGGGCUCAAACAGUGCUGUUGUUCUAAACUGGCUCAUAAAUUUAAUCACUGCAUCUCAACUUAUCAAUUUUUCCAUUUUAUGUGUUAUCUAUUUAUCAUUCAGGAGGGCCUACAUUAAACAGCAUCCUUCAGGAGAGUUGCCUGAAUUACCUUUCAAGUCUUGGGGUCAACCUUAUACGGCCUAUUGUGGUCUUUUUGCUGUAACUCUGAUGAUUGGGGUUCAAGGAUACACUGUAUUCUUGCACGGUUCUUGGGAAGUUCAAAGUUUCUUGUUUUGUUACCUAAUGGUCUUCAUUGACCUCGGCAUUUUCCUGUUAUGUUUCUUUGUAUACAAGAGAACUAGAGACCCAUGGGUUAAGCCUGAAGAUGCAGAUCUUUUAACGGGCAUGGACGAGGUUGAAGAGCAUGAACUAUCACUUGGUUUCGAAAAGUACGCUCUCAGACCAACUCCAGACUGUUAA